AACACAUAGAUAGUAGUAUUUAAGGAAACUAUACAUUAGAGUAAAAAUGCAGCACAGCAGUAUCAUUUAUUACCUUGGAGCCUUUGCUGAUCUGUUUCUCCAAGUAUGGCAGGCCACAAAAAUUCAGAAGGAACGGGCAUCAAGAACCAACCUGAGACAGGAAGAAGCGCGUGUUGGCCUCAGUAUUCAACAUCUAAAGAGGGCAGGAGGAAUAGAAGCUUUAUUGAAGGAUGCCUCUUUGGUUUGUGCUGUUGCUGGCUGUGCGAGUCUUGUUUCAAUUAACAUAGAGGAGGCUGUGCAAUUAAUUCCGUUCACAGAAGACACAGCCAAUUUAUGUCAUCCUCUACUACUAUUGAGUUGUAUGCGGACACAUAUACAGAUGUGUGAUUUUCAUCAAUAAAAGCAUGUGUUGAAUUAUGUUAUCAGCUAGCUCACUUUUGCAGUGAUCGAUUCUCUUAUUGUUCAUCCAAAAUUAGAUACAAGAAAUUGGGGGAAAAUGAAGAUAUAUUCCAAGGAAACAAGUAACAUAUGAAUGUAUAAAACAAACUUAAGUAGAAAUUAAUAUAUUUAAUUAAUGCCA
Rubroshorea leprosula is the source of this 580-nucleotide messenger RNA. NCBI's taxonomy places the organism in Eukaryota, Viridiplantae, Streptophyta, Magnoliopsida, Malvales, Dipterocarpaceae. The record is from the annotation of a GenBank genome assembly.